CGUGGCUACCGCAUUCUGUGCGGUCGCGACUUCCUCUUCCAUCAAGCCUCCACGCACCCCAGACAUCCCCAUCUACCCCUCGUUCUGAAUCGCCCUCCUCCGACCCUAUACUAUCUUUUGCGCCCCUGCUGUCACACCAUACUGUCCUCUCGUUCUCUUAUUAUCUAUUUCAUCUCAUCAGGGGGAAGUAUCAUGGCGGAGAACCACCCUCACUCACUCUUUCCGCUCGACGACACGUCAGCCUCACAGCGGUAUCCCGUCCUCCAGACGCGUUUUAGACAAUUCCCCCAAGCGGUGCCUCCACGCGAUCGAUAUCGCACGUACAGACGUGAUGGCGGUGACGCUGUGGAGGACUGCGUGGAAGACGACUGGGGUGAGGAAGAAACCAUGCAAUUCGACGCGUUCGAUGAGCAGAUUCUGCAGAAGUCCAUGGAGGAUCGGAAGAAGAAGGCAGAAAAGGGGUUGGCCAGGUUGUCAUUCACCCCGGGAUAUGGCUCGUCGUCUUAUCGGCCUCGUGACAGCAUCGUCGGCGGCGACAGCACCGACUCUCGGCAGAUAUAUCAACAGCAACAGUUGGCCCGGAGAGAUCUGAGCCGGUUUGCUUUCAAUGCCGCGGACUUGCCAGAGACCAGUUCGGAUGCCCAGUGUGAGCAUUCAUCGAGCCCGGCGUUUAGAGCCAGUCAGAGGCGUGUUGAGCAAGAAUAUGAUUUUCCAGGCCAGCCGCAUAAAAGCCAGCAUGCAUCCGAGCAUGAGACGACCCAUGAAACCGAAGACUACCAGGCAAGGGGGGACCUUUAUGAUACAAAUCAAUCAACAUCUCGACCCUUGCCAAACUCGACUCGAAAUGCGACUGCUCUUCAACACAAGCCAAGUGCUCCUGUUUGUCAGGGCAUUCCUCUUGUAUUCGUCAGCGAGUUGCCCUCUCGCCUACGUACGAUCUUCCCUUACCCCAAUUUCAACGCUGUUCAAUCAAAAUGUUUCGAAGCAGUCUACAAAACAGACAACAACUUCGUCCUCGCAGCACCGACUGGAAGUGGCAAGACCGUCAUUCUGGAGCUGGCAAUUUGUCGCGCCAUUUCCACGAAUACUGUAGACCAAUACAAGAUAGUCUAUCAGGCGCCCACCAAAGCUCUGUGCUCAGAACGCCAGCGGGACUGGGAGAAGAAAUUCUCGCCUGCUGGGCUCAACUGUGUUGAACUCACAGGCGACAGCGAUGCACGGGAUCUCAAAAAUGUUCAAUCGGCGAAUAUCAUUAUUACCACCCCGGAAAAGUGGGACAGCAUUACGCGGAAAUGGAACGACCACGAGAAACUGAUGCGACUCAUCAAAUUGUUCUUGAUUGACGAGGUCCACAUCCUGAAAGAAGACCGUGGGGCGACGCUCGAAGUGGUUGUGUCUCGUAUGAAAACCAUUGGUACUAAUGUGCGCUUCGUCGCACUUUCUGCGACUGUCCCAAAUUUCAACGACGUCGCUACCUGGCUUGGAAAAAGUUCUGCUACUCCCAAUGAGGCGGCUAUUCACGAAAAGUUCGGAGAAGAGUUCCGGCCGGUCAGACUGCAAAAGCACGUUCGCGGGUACACGUCGAACAACCCUAACGAAUUUGCGUUUGAGAAAGUAAUCGAUUCGAAUCUUACAAGUGUAAUCAAGAAGUACUCUGAACGCAAGCCUAUGAUGAUCUUCUGUAGCACACGAAAGUCUACGGCUACAACUGCUCAAAAGCUUGCCAGCUGGUGGGCCAGCAGUGGUCCCAACGAUCGCAUGUGGAAUGCACCGUCUACUUCUCUGGCGUUUCGUGAUAAGGACUUGCAAAGUUGUGCCACAUCUGGUGUAGCAUUCCACCAUGCUGGCAUAUCUCUCGAAGACAGGGUUGCGGUUGAAGACGCUUUCCUAAAGAACUUUAUCAGUGUUAUCUGUUGUACGUCAACUCUCGCGGUGGGUGUCAACUUGCCAUGCCAUAUGGUCAUCAUUAAAAACACGGUGUUCUACACCCCUAGUAUGGGAACACAAGAGUAUCCCGAUCUCGACAUCAUGCAGAUGCUUGGUCGCGCUGGACGUCCCCAAUUCGAAGAUUCUGCAAUCGCAGUCAUCAUGACUCGCCAAGCCAAGGUUGCAAGAUACGAAAAGAUGGCGAUUGGUGAAGAAGUAUUGGAGAGCACACUGCAUCAAAAUCUUGUCGACCAUUUGAAUGCCGAGAUAUGUUUAGGUACUAUCAAGGAUCUUCUCUCAGCGAACCGAUGGCUCACUAGCACUUUCCUCUAUGUUCGUUUGAACAGGAAUCCGCGAUAUUACCAACUCCACGGGUCUGCCAGUGGGCAGACGACUGACGAGCAACUGAAUGAAAUUUGUUACCGAGACAUUUCAUUACUUCGAGAGCACCAACUCAUGGUGGGCGAAGAAAAUUUUCAUUCAACCGAAUUUGGCCAGGCCAUGGCACGUUACUACGUGCAUUUUAAAUCUAUGGUUAUCUUCAUGGGCCUUCCCCGGAAAGCCGCAAUCUCGGAAAUUCUUUCUGCUAUAGCGCAAGCAUCCGAGUUCGAGGAAAUUCGGUUCCGACAAGGCGAGAAGGCUCUCUACAAACAUAUCAACAAGUCGGUGGUUAUGCGGUUUCCAAUUCCUGUGGAUCUCGCCCUGUCGCCGCACAAAAUCUCUCUUCUGAUACAAUCUGUGCUCGGAGCCGCUGACAUUCCAUGGGAUGGGGACUUCGGAAAGCACCGACAGCAGUACAAUACCGAAGCCAAUUCCGUGUUCCGAUCACUCACACGCCUCGUACGCUGUAUCAUUGACUGCCAGAUCGUCCAAGAGGAUGCUGUAAGUAUCAACAAUGCUCUACUGUUAGAGCGGAGUAUCGCUGCGAGGGUUUGGGAUGACUCGCCUUUGCAAAUGAAGCAGAUUGAUAAAAUAGGCAUUGUGGGUGUCAGAAAGCUUGCAAGUGCCGGAAUCAGGAGUAUCGAGGAGCUUGAGUGCACAGAGCCUCAUCGAAUCGAAUCAAUUAUCGGAAGAAAUCCUCCGUUCGGCUUGAGCAUCAUAGAACAGUUGAAGACGUUUCCCAAACUUCGCAUAUCGCUGUCGCUUCAGGCAAAUUCGAUCUCCAAAACGCCAAAUGGCGUGAAAGUUACUAUCAAAGCGGACGUCGGAUUCAUCAACGACAAAGUGCCCGAAUUCUUUAACUCAAAGUCCAUCUACGUGUGUAUGCUCGCGGAGACUUCAGACGGACGCAAAGUGCACUUUGCUAGGACAAGCUCGCGACAGCUCGGUAGAGGCCAGAUGAUGAAUUUCUCGACUUUGUUGACCUCACCAAAUCUGCGUAUUAACGCCUAUCUCAUGUGCGAUGGCAUAGCCGGGACGCAGCGAUGUGCUUCGGUCACACCAAAAAUUGCGCCCUCAAUGUUCCCAUCGAACAAUGAUUCACAUGAUACGCUGUCGCCAGGGCCACCAAACAGACCCACAUCGAACAUGGCUCUUCGGCGUACCGAGAGUACCACGCACGUCAAAAAGAGGCCGCCUACAGCUGAAGAGUAUGAUGAUGGCAUUGAUGACGAAGAGCUCAUGAAGGCAUCCUCCUAUGAUCUGGACUUUGACCAUAUCGAGAAUUUCGCCAAUACUGCUGAUACACUGACCAGAAACAACACAGCUAAAAAUGCCUGUUCGACAAAGAACAGUCGUAUCAAGCCAAAUUAUCACCCACAAGAUGAUGGACAUGAGCCAAAGCAACUCGAGAACGGGAAAUGGGCCUGCAAUCACCCUUGCAAGAAUAAGCAGGCCUGUAAGCAUUUGUGCUGCAAAGAAGGAAUGGACAAACCACCCAAGAAAUCUGCUCCGAAGCAUUCGCCAUCAGAAGACUUGAACUCCAAAUCUAGUAGUAAUGUCCAAGAGAUGCACAAGCCGAAGUCAAUCCAGACAAAACUGCAAAUUAGUCCAACAAAGCGCCAGGGCUCAAACUCCAUUGCGCAAAUUGAUCUCACACAACCCAGCAAGAAGAUGAAGCCAGAGAUUUCAAAGCACUCCAAGAGCUCUGAAGCGCGUCCAAAGGACUUCCAAAAGCGUGACAUACGUUCUUCGCUCAGUUCUUUGACACAAAAGAAGCCUAGAUACUGCUACGGGGAAGGUGGCGACUACAAGCUGUCCUUUAUGGAUAAUAGCAAAGACUCAAGUUCGAGCGAUUACGGCGACAUGGACCUUGACGAGCAUUUCUCCCGCGCCCUUGCUCAUACUGGUCAGGGACAUGACCACCAUACAAAGAGCAAUCUGCAGGAUCAUCAUGCAGAUGUGAAUAAUAAAUUCCCUGGGGGAACCGAAAGCUUCGCUGCACUGGACGAGCAUCAGUCAGAGGCCUUUGGUGACGAUGAUUCUGUCUUCAACGGGGCCCUCAUGAAUCUUUCAGAAGAUCCCGACAGUAUCUACUUGAAUCCUGGUGGCGACACAAAAGCAAAUGGCAAUGACUUUGACGAUGAAUUGGGCCUUGGUCUGGACUUGGACGCUGAAAUGGGCUUCGAAGACAAUGCAAAUGCAGAGCCCGGAGAGUCCUUCGUUCUGCCUCAUUACAAGCAGAAUUCUUCACGAAUCGCUGAUGGAGUGAUGCACCCUAAGGCGGCACGUAUGCCGUUUUUAGUCGAAACAAGCAGCCCAAGACCGUCCUUCACAGCAAUCAAUACUGUGGAGGAAGGACAAAAACAUGGUCCCUCAGAGCAUAUUGAGACCAACCUAGAAACAUCGAGGCGCCCCGCAUCCCGCGAGAAACAUCAAGAACCAAAUCAGAACGAAGAAUCUCGAGAGAAGAAGCUAGUCGAGGAAAAUGCUGCCCUAGUCAGCAAUUUACCAGCGCCUGAGGCUCACCAAGGACUUGAUUCGUGGCUCCUUGAGGAGUUUGGUGAUGUUGUUGAAAUUGUGGAUGAAUGA
This is a messenger RNA of Periconia digitata, 4896 nucleotides long. NCBI's taxonomy places the organism in Eukaryota, Fungi, Ascomycota, Dothideomycetes, Pleosporales, Periconiaceae. The record is from the annotation of a GenBank genome assembly.